Molecule: messenger RNA, 694 nt
Organism: Acanthopagrus latus (yellowfin seabream)
Lineage: Eukaryota; Metazoa; Chordata; Actinopteri; Spariformes; Sparidae
Product: histone H2B 1/2-like
Exons: 1
Coding region: 42-413 (123 amino acids)
Cellular component (GO): nucleosome
Molecular function (GO): structural constituent of chromatin; protein heterodimerization activity; DNA binding
Source: RefSeq, a predicted model, not a curated record
CAGUUACACUAGUUUCUCAGUGACGCACACCAGCAGAGAAAAUGCCUGAACCACCCAAAGCAGCGAAGAAAGGCUCUAAGAAGGCCGUUUCUAAGGCCGUGAGCAAGUCCGGCAAGAAGAGGAGGAGGCCCAGGAAGGAGAGCUACGCCAUCUACGUCUACAAGGUGCUGAAGCAGGUCCACCCUGACACCGGCAUCUCCUCCAAGGCCAUGGGCAUCAUGAACUCCUUCGUCAGCGACAUCUUCGAGCGCAUCGCCGGUGAGGCCUCCCGUCUGGCUCACUACAACAAGCGCUCCACCAUCACCUCCAGGGAGAUCCAGACCGCCGUCCGCCUGCUGCUGCCCGGGGAGCUGGCCAAGCACGCCGUGUCCGAGGGCACCAAGGCCGUCACCAAGUACACCAGCUCCAAGUAAACCUGCUGACACACCAACAACACAACGGUCCUUUUCAGGACCACACACUGCUUCUAAAGAGUCGCUUCCUCAAACUGUCACCAUCACGUCAACAUGAUCAGGACGUCUGAAGUCUCACAACAGUGAAACUACAGCUGAUUGUGACGUAGUCAACGAUUCUGCAUUUUUAGAAAAAGUUUCUAGUGGUUGAUUCUGACAUGAGGGGAAAAUAAACAGCAACACAAGUGUGAUGAGAUAUUAGAGAAUAAAAACAAUUAAAAUAAAAAAGCUAAUGUAAAGAA